Gadus chalcogrammus (walleye pollock) is the source of this 1683-nucleotide messenger RNA. Its product is annotated as potassium voltage-gated channel subfamily A member 10. Gene Ontology annotation, biological process: potassium ion transmembrane transport; protein homooligomerization. The record is from RefSeq and is a predicted model, not a curated record. Gene Ontology annotation, cellular component: membrane; voltage-gated potassium channel complex. Gene Ontology annotation, molecular function: delayed rectifier potassium channel activity; protein binding. The transcript has a single exon. Lineage: Eukaryota; Metazoa; Chordata; Actinopteri; Gadiformes; Gadidae. The coding region runs from base 1 to 1683 and encodes 560 amino acids.
AUGGAGGUGCCACUGGUCAACUUCGAGAACAUGGACGACGUAAACAUCAACCUGGGCGACCCCAACGACUCGGGGUACCCCACCUCCCCCACCUCCGAGGCGCCCGAGCAGCUGGCCGGGGCCACCAACCGCCGGCCGUCCACGCGCCAGUCUCCCCGGCGCGGCCGCCGUUCCCAGGGGGAGCUCUCCCCCGCCACAGGCCGCAAGGGGACCAGCAGCGGCAGCCUGAUCUCCAACCUCAAGCUGCUGAUCCACAGCGAGUCGCCCACCGACAGCGUCUUCAGCAAGGCGGUGCGGGACUGCUGCGACAACGAGGACUUCCUGCUGGAGAAGCAGGUGGUGGAGGUGCGCGACGAGAAGGUGGUGAUCAACGUGUCGGGCCUGAUGUACGAGACGCAGCUCAGCACCCUGAACCGCUUCCCGGAGUCGGUGCUGGGGUGCCCCGUGAAACGGAUCAAAUACUUUGACCACAUGAAGAACGAGUACUUCUUCGACCGCAACCGGCCAUCUUUUGACGGCAUUCUGUACUUCUACCAGUCGGGGGGGAAGCUCAAACGUCCAGCCAAUGUACCCUUAGAUGUUUUUGCCGCUGAGAUCGUGUUUUACGAGCUGGGGAACGAGGCGAUGGAGCAGUUCCGCGAGGACGAGGGCUUCGUCACCGAGGCGGAGGUCCUCCUGCCCACCAACGACAUACACCGGCAGUUCUGGCUCCUGUUCGAGUACCCCGAGAGCUCCAGCGCCGCCCGCUCCGUGGCCCUUGUGUCCGUGAUGGUCAUCGUCAUCUCCAUCUUCAUCUUCUGCCUGGAGACACUACCGGAGUUCAGGGACGACCGAGACGUUGUGCCGAGCGUGACCCAGCUCAUCAACGGCACUGCGGUCACGUCCCUGGCCCACGUUCUCCCCAAGACCUUCAUGUCCUACAUGACGGACCCCUUCUUCGUGGUGGAGACCAUCUGCAUCGUCUGGUUCUGCUUUGAGCUCUGCGUGCGCUUCGUGGUGUGCCCCAGCAAGAGCGCCUUCUUCAACAACAUCAUGAACAUCAUCGACAUCGUCUCCAUCACGCCCUACUUCGUCACCUUGGGAACCGAGCUGGCCGCCGACCCGGACGAAGACCUCGACAGCAGCCAGAACGCCUCGCUGGCCAUCUUGCGGAUCAUCCGUCUCGUGCGCGUUUUCCGAAUCUUUAAACUCUCCCGACACUCCAAGGGGCUCCAGAUCCUCGGCCAGACCCUGAAGGCCAGCAUGCGCGAGCUGGGCCUUCUCAUCUUCUUCCUCUUCAUCGGCGUCAUCCUCUUCUCCAGUGCCAUCUACUUUGCCGAGGUAGACGAGCCGCACACCCAGUUCGUCAGCAUACCCGACGGGUUCUGGUGGGCCGUGGUCACCAUGACCACCGUGGGCUACGGCGACAUGUGUCCCAUCACCAUCGGGGGCAAGAUGGUGGGCACCCUGUGCGCCAUUGCCGGCGUGCUGACCAUCGCGCUGCCCGUCCCCGUCAUCGUCUCCAACUUCAACUACUUCUACCACCGCGAGACGGAGCAGGAGGAGAAGCAGAUCAUAGACGCUGCGACGGAGGCCACCCAGAAGUCCAUGGCGGCGGCGGCGGCGAGCAACAGGUACGGGAGCACGCCUUCGCUGACAAAGAGCAACGGCACCUGGCAGAAUGAGAAGAACGGCGUACAGUGA